Messenger RNA from Globicephala melas (long-finned pilot whale), 3922 nucleotides. RefSeq names its product heterogeneous nuclear ribonucleoprotein A0 (gene HNRNPA0). Gene Ontology annotation, biological process: mRNA splicing, via spliceosome. The record is from RefSeq and is a predicted model, not a curated record. Gene Ontology annotation, cellular component: catalytic step 2 spliceosome. Gene Ontology annotation, molecular function: mRNA 3'-UTR binding. Lineage: Eukaryota; Metazoa; Chordata; Mammalia; Artiodactyla; Delphinidae.
CGCACGCCUCGGCGAGGGUGCGCGCGCGUUCAGCGGCCUCUUUGUGUGGUGCCCAGAUAAGGGAGCGGAGGUGGCGGUAGCGGCGUCCUCGCUUGCCUUCAACUCUCCUCGGAUCGCCCUCUAGCCGGCACCUUUCCCCUUCCCUUCCCCUUCCUCUCUUCCUCUUUCCCUUCCCUUCCCUUCUUCCCUUCCCCGUCGGUGACCGGCGGGGGCGGCUCCAGCGACGGCUGGGCCCAAGCUGUGAAGAAGCCUUAGCUAACGAUAACGGCGACGGCGAAACCUCGGAGCUCGCAGGGCGGGGGGAAGGCCCGGGCCGUGGAGAUGGAGAAUUCCCAGCUGUGUAAGCUGUUCAUCGGCGGCCUCAACGUGCAGACGAGUGAGUCGGGCCUGCGCGGCCACUUUGAGGCCUUUGGGACCCUGACGGACUGCGUGGUGGUGGUGAACCCCCAGACCAAGCGCUCCCGUUGCUUCGGCUUCGUGACCUACUCCAAUGUGGAGGAGGCCGAUGCCGCCAUGGCCGCCUCGCCCCAUGCCGUGGACGGCAACACGGUGGAGCUGAAGCGGGCGGUGUCCCGGGAGGAUUCGGCGCGGCCCGGUGCCCACGCCAAGGUGAAGAAGCUCUUUGUCGGGGGCCUUAAGGGAGACGUGGCCGAGGGCGACCUGAUAGAGCACUUCUCGCAGUUUGGCACCGUGGAAAAGGCCGAGAUUAUUGCCGACAAGCAGUCUGGCAAGAAGCGUGGUUUCGGCUUCGUGUAUUUUCAGAAUCACGACGCGGCAGACAAGGCCGCGGUGGUCAAGUUCCAUCCGAUCCAGGGCCAUCGCGUGGAGGUGAAGAAGGCUGUCCCCAAGGAGGAUAUCCACUCCGGUGGGGGCGGAGGCGGCUCCCGCUCCUCCCGGGGCGGCCGGGGCGGUCGGGGUCGGGGCGGUGGUCGUGACCAGAACGGCCUGUCUAAGGGCGGCGGCGGCUACAACAGCUACGGUGGUUACGGCGGCGGCGGUGGCUACAACGCCUACGGAGGCGGCGGAGGCGGUUCGUCCUACGGUGGAAGCGACUACGGUAACGGCUUCGGCGGCUUCGGUAGCUACAGCCAGCACCAGUCGUCCUAUGGGCCCAUGAAGAGCGGUGGCGGCGGCGGUGGAGGAGGCAGCAGCUGGGGAGGUCGCAGUAACAGUGGACCUUACAGAGGUGGCUAUGGCGGUGGGGGUGGGUAUGGAGGCAGCUCCUUCUAAAAUUUUUUUAAUGCCUGGGAGUGGCUAUAGGGGUAGCUGUUUUCAACCACCCAACUAGGGUCGACUCCUAAGUCCUUUCCCCUCCCAUCGCCUUCCCCGUUUUGCCCUUGGGGAAGCCACUUCUUAGGCUGUUCACCCUUGGGGGUGUUGCCCUGUUUGCCUGCCACCUCCCUUGUCUCCCUCUGAAGAUGGACUUGGCCCCACAUACACAUUUUUGUGUUACAGUCAUUGAUGGACUCUAUUUUUUUAUUAUUACUUGGACCUUGGUCGUUUUUAUACUAGCAAGAUGUCUUGUUUUAAUUUGUGUUAUUUUUGGGGGGAGGGAGUGAACUUGCUGAUUCUGUAGCAAAACCUGGGCGGGGGUUGGGCGGGUUAGUUUACUUUGUUGUAAGGACUUGAUAUCUGGCUACAGCGUUUUCUAUGAAAUCUCCUUGGAUCCCAUGCCCGAAAUUUGGAAGCAUAUGUACAAAAAUCAUUUUUACGUUUUAUUUUUAAUAAAUCAUUGUGUUUGACCGUACAUGUCUAACAUUUUUUUCUAGGAUCCAUUCCGUACCGUUUUAAGGGAUGUUAGUUGAAAAAUUUUCUUGUUAAUUCUUGAUGUGUACUUCGAGAAACUUUUAAAAGGUCCUGUGGGUUUUUUUUUUUCUUCUUCUUGGCUGUUGCCCUGGUAGUGAUGUGUUGAAUUUUAUCCCUUACAGGUAAAACUUUUGAAGUGGUGGAUGUGGCUUUUUAAAAUCUUUAGUUUCUUUGCAUCCAUCUCUUGUACGAAGUAAUUUGCUUAUCAUCUUGACAUGGUCACUUCUUUCUAUGAGAAUUUACCUCAAAGUAUGUACCGUGUAGUUCUAAAGAAAAUAGUUUGUAUUAAGCAUGUGUUUUCAUUCAUAUGAAUUGUUUAAAAAAAUUUCAGAUGGACUAGUUUCAUCCCUCUUACUGGUUUGUCUGUAAUGAAUGGUUACAAAUAAGGGUUAUAUUUUAUCCUCAAACUAAAAGCGUUUUUGUAUUUUCAGAGCAGGUUUAGACGUUUUUCUUUUCCCCCUCUAGCUGAACUGUUGUCCUUAUGGAAAUCCUUCCCCCAACCUUUGUGGCACCAUCUACUGGCAGAAUGGCAGUAUAUCUGCAAAACAAUUCGUUUAAAAACUUGUUAGGACAGUUGCGUCAGAUUUAGAAGUUUUGCCAUCAAAAAUCUGUGCAGACUUUGGUUAUACAUUUACUUGUAACUAAGAUGGGAUUUACAGGAAUGUAGUUAACAGUCAAUAUCACAAUUGCCCUUUCUACAUGAGAUUUGAAAAUGUAAACUGCUAUGCAUAGCUUGGGCAGUGGCCCCAUAUUGCUAUGGCGACAAAUGAACCAGCUUCAUGUACUGGUAUCUUAGGUGCAAGUUGUAAAGCAAAAUAUCUGUGUUUUCUGCUUGGUUAACAAAUGUAUAUUUGUAGCCCUUUCAUGCAAUAGAAUUCAAGUUGUUGUUUAUAAAAAGCAAAACAGAACAGUGAUACCAGAGAAAAUUGCCUUCCUGGAUAGACAUAUAGAAUAGCAACGUUUAUGGAUAUCACAAAUAAAGAAUUCAAUCCUUUACAUGAUUGAGUGAGAGUAUGUAUAACCUGGUGGGUGGGUUCAGAGUACCUAUUAAUCCAGUACCUACAUUUUGAUUUAAUGUUAUGGUAAAAUAUUUAACUGGAGUUUUGUGGUUGAAAGCCCAAAGCUAGCUGUAUUAAGCUUUCUGAAGGGAGAUUACUGGGCUUUAAAGUAAAAAAAUAUAUUGACCCUUUUCCUCUUAAUUCUUCUUGCUGUAUAUUAAGAUUUAAUUCUUGCCAAAAGUUUUUUUUUUUCUAAUUGCUAGGGUUCUGCUUUCAGGAGACAGGAAGAACGGUCAAGAUUGCUAGGCUGCUUAAGGCUGCUUAGUCACUUUGACAAAGGGUAGCUGAUACUUGGUACAAAUACUUAAGUACCUCUGCAACAAAUGGGGUAGAUGUUUUUGCCUAUUGAAUAAAUAAGCAACAUAGUCAAAUUUUGCACUCACAUGGUUUUACAAUUUGCUUAAAUUUCUGUUUUUUACUCUCAGUAAAAUGCAUCAUACUGCCUUUCUUCAUGUGGUGAUUUGGUUCAGCUUUUUUGGAGGGGUCCUCUAAGAUAUAGAAAAUGAUAUGUGUAAAUUUUUUAUCAUAAUUAUUACUCUGCUUGUAUUUUACUCAGUUUUAAGGGGAAGAUCUGUUUCUUCUGGUUCAAUUGGAAUAGUCCACCUCUUGGAGGGUUUUCAUAGUGUAAUAAGGUUACUGUCAUUUUGUAUUUCCAACGUAGUGACUUGUAAAAAAAAUUAUGUUAAAGGAUUUUCUCUUAAUUAGAAAAAUGACAGCAUUCUGUUCAUGGUAUAUUACCAUUUCAUUGUCAUGUAUAUACCUUUACAAAUUUAUACUCUGGAUUGGUAUUUAGUGAAGGUAAAAGUAGUGGUAUUUCGUCUUCCCAGAAUUCCUCUUGUCAAUUUUAUGCAAGCAUUUUUGGCAUGUGGGACUUAUUUAUUCUUAUGUUUUGAUUUCUUUCACCUGUAAGAAGUGUCUGACCAUUACUACUUCAAAUUUAAUUAAGACUUCAUGGGAGGAGGUGGCACAGAACCUAAUCAGUAUUGAAUAUAAUUUUUGUGCUAUGCUUGAAUUUAAUUUGAAAGAUUAGAAAAAUAAAAAUGAACCUUUUUUUUGUC